CUCUGUCUCUCUCUCUCUCUCUCUCUCUCUUCCUUAUCAUCAUCAUCAUCACACACUCUCCCUACACAAGCGGAUCUUUCUGAUUCAUCUCCACCAUUUCCAUCGUUUCUACUUCUGCUCAUACUUCAGCUUAAGCUCCAAGUGGAUCAAUAUGUCAAUGACGGAAGAAACAAAGACGACGAAGCUCGAAUCGGCGGGAGAGACUUCGGACGUUGAGAACGGCAACUGUAGCAGCAGCGGAAGUGGAGGCGAUACUAAGAAGACUUGCGUUGAUUGCGGAACAAGCAAGACUCCUCUCUGGCGCGGUGGCCCUGCUGGUCCUAAAUCAUUGUGCAAUGCGUGUGGGAUCAAGAGCAGGAAGAAGAGGCAAGCGGCUCAUGGGAUUAAACAAGAGGAUAAUAAUAAUAAGAUCAAGAAGAACAAAAGUAGCAAUGAUCUCGCUCUCGAUGAUCAGACGGUGAAGAGCAAGAUGAAGACAGGGACUGAGGAUUGUAAUAAUAGCAAGAAGAGUGUGAAAGGGGCUAGUAGGUUUUUGGAUUUUGGGUUUAAAGUGCCGGUGAUGAAGAGAUCUGUGGUGGAGAAGAAGAGGCUAUGGAUGAAGAUGGGUGAAGAGGAACGAGCAGCUGUACUUCUCAUGGCUCUUUCUUGUGGUUAAGAGUUUUAAUUCUCGACUCUUUUUUUGUCGGAAUGGUUUAGGAAGGGAUUAGGGAAGAAAAUAAGUUAGUAAGGAAAUAUUUAUAUGUGUAAUCGGUAAUCAUGUCUGAAGACCAAGCUAAUGUUAUGCCACUUACUAAUUAAUUGACUAUUCGUUUUCACUAUUGUAGUUAAUAAUUCAA
Messenger RNA from Brassica rapa (field mustard), 836 nucleotides. RefSeq names its product GATA transcription factor 17. The record is from RefSeq and is a predicted model, not a curated record. Lineage: Eukaryota; Viridiplantae; Streptophyta; Magnoliopsida; Brassicales; Brassicaceae. Gene Ontology annotation, molecular function: zinc ion binding; sequence-specific DNA binding. Gene Ontology annotation, biological process: regulation of DNA-templated transcription.